UAUUGGUUAUAAAAUAAAAAAUAAUAUAUGUUGAUAUGGUUCAAUUCUUGUUAUGUUGAUAGAGCUAUCCCGUAGGAAAAUAAAAAAAGUCAGGGAUUUCAUAUUUGAUUCAUUUUUAUAUCUACCCACAUAUGUAUAUAGGUUGGAAAUUGAUUGAAUUUUCUGAUAACUACACUUAUGAUUUAAAAUUGUUUGAAUUGAUGUUAAACUAUUUCAUUCAAUUAUGGAUGUUGAUUUAUUAAGACCCGGGACUGUUCCAAUUGCUCCUGAUACCAUACUUUGGUUUGAAUUCCUUUUAAAUCCCCAAUUAUUAUUAGAACACCUGAAAAAGUCAAAUCCAGAUCCUUCACCAAUUGAGCUCAUUACAAAAUUUUUUGAUGUUAUCAAUGAUAGUAUGAAAAUACAAAAUGAGGCAGAGAACAGUGAAGCAAAUACUGCCAACUCGGUUGAUAUAUCAAAUGAAAAACGAAAAUAUUUAAAUAAAAAUAUUGCAUUAAAGCUGCUAUCUUUGAAAAUAGCGGCGUUCAUGAAAUGGGAUUUGAGUCAAAUCAGAUUGUUACCAUUCAAGACUCAAGUAGCAUUGAUUCAAGACCUUUUAUAUUUUACAAAUGAUAAAACACCUGUAGAGAUUCCACUUGUUGAUAAUAAAUGGACAAAUCUCCAACAUUUAUUUGCUUUCUUGAUAUACCAUAGAUGGAUGCUAAAUGUUACGAUGAACAGAAUUACUACAAAUUGGCAACUCAAGGUGGGAAGUGUUGAUAUCUCUCCAAGCGAAGAAUCAGUCAUAUGUACAUUAGAAAAUGUAAAUAACACCGUAAAAUUCUUAGAAAAUUGUAUGGAAUGGGAAAACAUUCCAUCUAUGCCCAAAUUCGAAUGUUUUCAAUUACCAACUGAAAUAAAUGAAGAUAUAAAUUUUGAUUGGACAAAAUCUGAGAGCAUAUCUAAGGAAGAAUUGGUUGCACAAAUCUGUUAUGAACUGGGAACAUAUUUCUUCUAUAGGGAAGAAUAUAAAUUGGCUACAGAGAGAUUCCAAAGAUGUUCAGAAUCCUUAAAAGCUAAUAAAAUCUCUAAUGGUUUCUUGAACUUCGAUAAAGAAAUUCUAGAUGUUUACCUGAAAGCUUGUUGUGGACCAUUUGAUCCUUUCAAUAGUUCAAUUGUAAAUAACUAUAUGGGAAUAACAGGAAUCCUACAGAAAGACAAUAUUAAAAGAGAAAUACCAUUAACUUACAGAAUCAAUUUAGAAUUAGAUAUACAAGGAGCAAUGUCAAGUGGCAGUUUUUAUGUUGUAAAGGACCUCCUUUCCCAAAUCAAAGCUCUUAAUUUGGUCAGAUGUGUAUUAGAUAGAAAACCCAUUCACCAAUAUCAUAUUACCCUUGCUAAAAAUCCAGAUGUAUUUAUUUGGGCUAUUCAAUCGACAUGGAAGAAUUUUUCAGAUAAUGAUAGAAAUGAAAUCAAGCAAUUUCUCAUGAAAUACAUAAUAAAGAAUGAAGGAACUUGUAUUUUGUCACAAAUCCAAUCAAAUCCUGUAUUGCGUGAUCUAUUUGAUGCUGGUGAUGUGAAGUACAUGAAGAAUUUUGAAGAAGAAUUGGAUAUUCCUUCGAUUUUGUUGGAGGAGAGUAGCAGACUUGAAGAAUAUAAGAAAAAAAUAGAAAUAUUUGGAAAACGUGAAAUGAAAUUAUUGGAACAACAGUUGAUUACUACAUAUGACCCCCAAGUGGUAAGAGAAAUACUUGCAAUGACUUCUUUGAAUAACAUUCAUAUAUCAGUACGGCAUAUAAACCCCCUUUGGGAACUUCCCAUACCUUUGCAAAGUGUAUUGCAAUCUCUUUCUAGAGGUUUUCUGCAAGAUUUUGCAUACCUUAUGUUGGCUAAAUCUAAAGAACAAAUGUCUGCUUCUAAUUGGGAUUUAUCUUUGAAGCUCAUUCGUACACUGGAAAAAGAACUGCAAAUGAACAGUGGCACAAACAUAGCCAAGUUAGGACAGAUGAUAAAAUGGGAGAUUUUACUUAUUCAGAUUGUCCAAUUAUUACAUGAAUGGCCAAAAAGCACAAUAGAUAAGAAUGCCCUGGCUGCUGCAUGUGAAAAUUGCUUACAAAGUAACGAAACAGUGUUGCCUCGAACAGAAAUAGCUGAAUAUUGUGUUAUUUGUCUUCUGAAUUUGGGGAAAUGGGACUUUCUGAUGAACUUUGACAAACGGAGAUCUUCUUCAGAAAUUGCUUCAGCACUGGCAUUUACCUGCCAGGAAUGGGUUAAAUUCAAAAUGAAAGAAGAACAAGAUAUAAGGAGAGGCGUUGAUCUGAAGAAAAUUCCUCCACCACAACUUCCAAGAAUUCUGUGGGAAAUAGUACUACCCACUUUCACUUCGCAACCAAAACGUGGAAAUCAGGGAAACUCAUACCAAGAUCCGCAACUGACAAAUUUGAAAACUAGUGUUUCAUCUUUCUUCGCAAACUUAAGGGAUCCCACAGCAUUUUCAGUUAUAAUAUCUAUGUUGACACGGUUCUAUAAUGUUUUACGUGAUAUGUCUAAGGCUGAUCAACAGAUAAUUGUGGAAGGAGUUGAUUGGUGGCCCUCAAGUGUGAAUAACACACAACCAUGUAAUGUAAAAGCAGUGUCUGAACUAUUACGACAAAUGACACUCAAAGCACUGAAAUUCUAUCCAAAUAAUAUUAAAUGGUUGAGACUGAUGGGAGACGUGAAUUUAGUCAAGGAUCAUUAUCAAAGAGCACUUAAGUAUUAUCUGCAGUCUCUUUUAAUUCAAACUGACUACUUUAACAUUCCUGUUCCUCACGAUGAUGAUCUCUAUUUGAGACUAAUACAGUGCACUACAUCUUUGAACUGUUACACUCAAGCAGCAGUUCUUUAUCAGUUCCUUGAAAAACCAAACUACAAACAAGCCUUUUAUUAUUUAAGAGAAUCAAAAACGGGAAAUGAUGCAGUGGAUGCAUAUUACCAUUGUUUUUGGGAUAUAAACAUUUUAGAAUACUUAAUUCAUCUACAUAAUCAAAGAGGCGAGUUUCAAAGAAAAAAAUGUGCUAUUCAAGUUAUGGGUUUACUGGAAAUAAAUUCAAGUAACAAUGAGGAGAUACAAAGGGAAGCUAGUAAUUCAAGAAAAGCUACAUUUCUGAGAGCCUUAUGCAAGCAGUAUGUUUUCAAUUGAAUCUAUAGUUUUUAUUUUUGGGUCAAAUUAUAUUUAUAUCUGUAAUUGUUAGGAAAAAAGUGAGUAUGAUUUUAUUUCUUUGAAAAUAAUCUUACAGUUGAAGUUUCUUCACAGUAUUAUUUAACUUAAAAACUGAGUCAAAAUUAAAAACCAAAAGAUCAUUUAUUAUGUAAUUUCUUAUAAAUUCUAAACAAUAUUGGUAAUCAAAUCGCUGUAUUCGUUAUUCAGUAAGAACAAUUUUCCAUAUUGCUGUUAUAUUCAUGUAAAAUAAAGUUUUCCAUUGUC
Messenger RNA from Harmonia axyridis, 3445 nucleotides. It is a transcript of the gene IntS8, whose product is annotated as integrator complex subunit 8. Gene Ontology annotation, biological process: snRNA 3'-end processing. Gene Ontology annotation, cellular component: integrator complex. The coding region runs from base 224 to 3160 and encodes 978 amino acids. The transcript has 12 exons. Gene Ontology annotation, molecular function: protein binding. The record is from RefSeq and is a predicted model, not a curated record. NCBI's taxonomy places the organism in Eukaryota, Metazoa, Arthropoda, Insecta, Coleoptera, Coccinellidae.